Messenger RNA from Moneuplotes crassus, 826 nucleotides. The record is from the annotation of a GenBank genome assembly. Lineage: Eukaryota; Ciliophora; Spirotrichea; Euplotida; Euplotidae.
CUUUGUCUCUGUUCUUGAUGAAACAACGCAUCAAUAGAGAUUUUAGGAAAUUUCAUCAGAUUGCCACUUCAUCAUAAGACAUUCUCAAAAGAGUUGUUGAAGAUAUUCUUGACUUCUCAAAACUCGAAGCUGGGUUUUCCAGAUCGAAGAAUCUGUCUUUACGUUAGCUGAGUUGUUAGAUGAUUCCCAGGCCAUCUUCGAAAUGCAGACUGCCAUGAAGAGAGUCAGCCUGAUCUUCCACAUGGAUGACCAGUUUCAGGGUCUCAAGGUCGAGUCUGACAAGCAGAGGCUAAAGCAGGUUUUGUUGAACUUGUUAUCAAACGCCACCAAGUUCACUAACAGAGGCUCCAUCAGUGUUGCCCUUUAGGUGAAGAAUGAGGAUAGGAGUCAGGAUUUUCAAUUUGAUCAAUACCAAGAUAUUUAUACCCUCUAAUACAUAGAUGACUAUGCAAUCAAUAUGACUCCAGGAGUGCUCGAUGAGAUUCCAAUCUGCUAUAUCAUGUCCGGCUCGGAGAAUUAUAACCUCAAGUGUUUCCGUCUUCAUUAACUAAAGAACUCUGACUUGAAAUGACAGUUACAGAUACAGGACUCGGUAUCCCUGACAAAGACCUACCCUCGCGGUUCAAACUCUUAGGCAAGACCAGUUCCAACCACAACCGGAACAAGACUGGGACUGGGCUUGGCCUGACCAUUUGCAAGAAGUUGUGCGAGAAGCUAGGAGGGAAGAUCAGCUUGAAGUCAAAAGAAGGAGUUGGCACAAAAGUCACCUGUGAAUUCUUAUGCUUCUAUUAGCCAUUUUUAUAAAAUUUCACUAAUCAAACUCUGA